This is a messenger RNA of Nycticebus coucang (slow loris), 2845 nucleotides long. RefSeq names its product ribonucleoprotein, PTB binding 2 (gene RAVER2). The record is from RefSeq and is a predicted model, not a curated record. Lineage: Eukaryota; Metazoa; Chordata; Mammalia; Primates; Lorisidae. The transcript has 12 exons. Bases 382 to 2373 code for a protein of 663 amino acids. Gene Ontology annotation, molecular function: RNA binding.
GCGGAGGCGCGUCCGGGCAUCGCGCCCGCAGCCCCCGAGCUGCUCCGCGCAGCGUCACCGGGCCCCGCGGCGAUAGGCGCGGGGUGCAAGGCCCCCCUGGAGCCCUGGGCGGACGGAGGUCGGGAGGGGAGGUGGGGAGGACCGAGGUGGAGGGGAGGACCGAGGUGGAGGGGAGGACCGAGGUGGAGGGGCCGCCCGCCCGCACAGGUGUCCGACAGAGGCGGGGCGGCUCCCGGCUCCUCCUCGGGCCUCGGGUUUCUCUCCCCGCCCUCGGCUGCGGCCUCCCCCGCCGCGCCCUGCCCGGCCUCCCCCUCGCUCUCCGCUCGCAGCUCGCCGCUCCCGGUUCUCCGCCGAGGACCCGCACCGCGGGCGCCCGGGAAGAUGGCGGCAGCGGGCGGCGGCGCGGGGCCGGGGCCGGGGCUGAGCGGGGACGCCCGGGACCCCGCGCCUGCCGCGCUGCACCCGGAGGAGGUCGCCGCGCGGCUGCAGCGGAUGCGGCGGGAGCUGAACAACCGCAGGAAGAUCCUGGUGAAAAACCUGCCCCCGGACAGCCACUGCCAGGAGGUUCAAGAUUUGCUAAAAGACUAUGAGUUAAAGUAUUGUUAUGUGGACAGAAAUAAACGAACAGCUUUUGUUACCUUACUGAAUGGAGAACAAGCACAGAAUGCAAUCCAGAGGUUUCAUCAGUAUUCUUUCCGAGGAAAAGACUUAAUAGUCCAGUUCCAGCCGACAGAUGCCUUGCUGUGUAUUACCAACCUGCCCGUUUCUUUCACAUUAGAAGAGUUUGAAGAACUUGUUCGUGCUUAUGGAAAUAUCGAGAGAUGUUUUCUGGUCUACAGCGAAGUUACUGGCCACUCCAAAGGCUAUGGGUUUGUGGAGUACAUGAAAAAGGGCUUUGCCGCAAGGGCCCGAGUGGAGUUAUUGGGUAAACAGCUGGGAGCAUCUGCUCUCUUUGCACAAUGGAUGGAUGUUAACCUGCUGGCCUCAGAGCUCAUUCAUUCCAAGUGCCUUUGCGUUGACAAACUCCCCAGUGACUACAGGGAUUCAGAAGAACUGCUGCAAUUUUUUUCCAGUGUCCAUAAACCUGUGUUUUGCCAGCUCGCACAGGAUGAAGGUUGCUGCGCAGGGGGCUUCGCCGUGGUUGAAUAUGGCACAGCUGAGCAGGCAGAGGAGGCCCAGCAGGCUGCAGUCGGGGCAACCGUCCAGGGGAGCAGAGUCCAGGUCUCCUUCUGCGCCCCAGGAGCACCAGGGCGGAGCACGUUAGCUGCACUCAUAGCAGCUCAGAGAGUGGUGCACAGUAAUCAGAAGGGCUUACUUCCAGAGCCAAAUCCAGUGCAAAUCAUGAAAAGUUUAAACAAUCCUGCCAUGCUACAAGUUCUCCUACAACCCCAGCUGUGUGGGCGAGCGGUCAAACCAGCAGUUCUGGGAACACCUCACAGCUUGCCACAUGUGAUGACUCCCUCCAUCUCCCCUGCAUUUUUACAUCUGAAUAAAGCACACCAGAGCUCAGCUGUGGGUAACACUUCCCAUUUACUCCUUCAGAACCUUUCUCGAGUGCCACUGGCCCAGCAGCAGUUGGUGAAGUUUGAGAAUAUCCACCCCAAUAAUAAACCUGGCUUACUUGGAGACCCCCCAGCUGUGGUGCUUCAACCUGCCCUGGGGUUAGGGCCGGUGCUUCCCCUGAAGAAGAAGCUGGGACAUCACGGAGAAGCUUGUACAACAUCUAGUCUGAUUCCAACUCAAACACCUGCAGCAGCUGGAACGGGCCUCUCACUGUUCUUUCCAAGUCAACACAUCACUGGACAGGCUUCAUCUGGGCACAGUGGCGCUCAAGAGAAACUACCAGCCCCCAUGGGAGCAGCAGAAGGGGCUUUCUCAGGGUCCCAGCCUUAUCUUCAGACCUUUCCAAAUCUUACUGCAGGAGGCUUAGUGUCAGGAUGCCAUGGGCAGCAGCAAAGCCAGCCAAAGGGCACAGAGGCUGCCUCUAAGAAUCAGACUUCACUCUUGGGAGAACCUCCGAAAGAGAUUCGGCUCAGUAAGAACCCAUAUCUGGACUUGGCAAGCGUGCUGCCCAGUGCGUGUUUACCCCCCUCCGCAAGUAAAACUGCUCUUCAGAAGACUGGAAUUGCAAACUCCAUUCUGGACGCAAUCUCUCAGGGAAGUGAAUCACAGCACUUGCUGGAAAAGUGCAUUGCCUACUGCCCACCUUUCAGAGAUUAUGCACAGGUGUCAUCUUUAAGAAAUGAAAAACGAGGAUCAUCAUAUCUCAUCGCUGCCCCAGAGGGUGGUUCAGUGGGAUCUGUGGACCAGCUUUCUCAGGGCACCGGAGCAUAUUAUGUGGAAACCUACUUAAAAAAGAAGCGUGUAUACUAAUUUUGGCGCUCUCCUUAUCACCUGCUAAGGUUCUCUGCAGUAUCUCUGCUGCUCAUCACUGCCUUAAUGACAUUCAGAGUAGCCAUACCCUUUAAACACGGGUUUAUGAUUUCCCAGAGGAAACUGCUGUGCAGCAGGAAGGAUUGCCAAAUAAGAAAUAGCAAUACAGAUAUCAAUCAGGACAUUUCCCAUCAGAAUUACAUGCAUCUUCAUCAGUGUGUUAAUUCACAGUCCAUUGGAGAAAUCAACAAUGUUCCAGUAUUUCUUGUUUUAUUAAUCUGACCAGGAAUAAUUUUGACACCAUCAUAAAUAAAAGUGUGAAGCAAUAAAAGGGAAACAGUCUUGUUUCCUGAGCCUUAGAAUGCAUUUCUUAUAAGCCAAUGUGCAUUUCAUUUACUUUACCUAGGAGCGAUCUCAUUUACAGAUUUUUAGGACUUUUCCUAGAACUAAAGGGUGCAAGUAGCAAUUGAGA